This is a messenger RNA of Lampris incognitus (smalleye Pacific opah), 8207 nucleotides long. RefSeq lists its product as uncharacterized. The record is from RefSeq and is a predicted model, not a curated record. The transcript is spliced from 29 exons. Gene Ontology annotation, cellular component: nucleus. Gene Ontology annotation, molecular function: zinc ion binding; nucleic acid binding. NCBI's taxonomy places the organism in Eukaryota, Metazoa, Chordata, Actinopteri, Lampriformes, Lampridae. Bases 1 to 7944 code for a protein of 2647 amino acids.
AUGGCCCAUCCUCUGUACAACCCUUAUACUUCAGGGACACAGAGAUCAGCACAGGGGCAGUAUGGACUCACUAGUGCUAAGGCAGGGAUAGAAACUCAGGGGACGUCCAGGUACUUGGGCCCUGGGUCUAGCCUAGGAUCAUCCAGGGCCUAUUCUGGGGCUUUCAGUAAUUCUGGGGAGCGGCACUGUUCCAUGCUUUCUCAGUCAAUGGCUUACAGGUCUGAGCAGAGUACAUCAAUGUUGCACACAGAAAUGGAACACACCAUACACGGUGAUAUCAGCAGAGCUAUAGAGGAGGUUGGACAUCUUACCCAGUCAAAGCAGCAGAAAGAGCUGCAGACCACACACCAGGACUCUCACCUAACUUCCAGAGAUGAGAUGUACGUCUUUGCCACAGGGAUAAAACCCUAUCCUGUGUCUUCAUCCUCUGCCUCCAAAAAGUAUUUGGAUGGACGCUCAGAUGAGCAAAUUACUAGUGGCUCCUCGGACUGGUUGGAGAGCCACCAGACACCAUCCAGUGUUGCCACCUCAAAUUUCUAUUCAUCCUCAUCCUCCUCUUCAAUGCAAAACAUGCCCCGAUCCUACUCCUCCCAACCUUCCAGCUUUGUAAGUGGUAGUAAUGACAGCAGUAGUGCUUCCAGUGCAAGAGAACAUGGUAUGAGUUCUAUUCCCGGGUUAGGGGAUUAUUCAAAAUCCAGACAGCCCUACUCAUCAACCACCACCAACUCUAGCCAACCCAAAUAUACCUCUAAAUCUGCUACAGACAUCCUUCAGCGCUUUGGCCUCUCCAAGGAAGACAUGGAGUUUUUCUGUGCUUAUCCUGAGGAUCAGAUUACCCCGGCCAAUUUACCGUUCCUGCUACGUGACAUCCGCAUCCAAAAGACCAAGAGAGCAGCAGCAGCCCACAAGACAGUCCUUGGUCUCUCUGGCACUACUGCUAGCGUCCAGCCACCAAUGAUUUUCCCCAGGCCUCCCAUGGUUCCACCUCCAUUCUUUCCAGGACAGAUGCCCCCUUUCACACUGCAGCCUACCCUGUUGCCCCCAGAAAAGAUGAUGAUUACCAACAAGUUUCCAACACAGACCAUGAUUAAUGACUAUACAGCGGCCACACCAAGGAUCUUUCCCCAUAACUGUUCUUUGUGUAACAAAGAAUGUGCUCACAUGAAGGAUUGGGUCACCCAUCAGAACACCAGCCUCCACAUCGUGAGCUGCAGACUCCUCCGAAAAAAGUACCCAGGCUGGGAUGGUACGGAGGCACAUUUGCCAAGUGCUGUUUCAUCUUCAGCAGGUAGAGACACCCAAUCCUCCACUUCUUCCUCCCAGAAUUUCAAGCAACGUUACCAGGACAGCAGCCACAGAAGCCAUUCCCGUUCUCGGUCCCGUUCUCGGUCCUGUUCUCGGUCUCGCUCUCGGUCCCGCUCUCCAAGUCCUCGCCGCUACCGUGGCAGCUUCUCAUCAUCAAGCAGGACAUCAAGGGACUCCCGAAGGACCCGUUCACGAUCACCCCGCAGCUCCAGACACAGGCGCAGUCGCCGUCGCUCCCGAUCGAGGAGCCAUGAGAGACGCUCAUCAUCAGAGAGAUCGUCAAGCUACAAACAUAAGGAGACCAGCGCAGAGAGACUUGCCAAGAAACGGCUGGAGACAUCAGCUGUCCAUUCCAAAUCUGACAAGUCAGAACUGGAAGCCAUGGUUCAGUCACUGGCCCCCACCUUACUAGCUAAGAUAGCCAAGUUGAAGUCUUCCUCUUUGUCUCCUUCCACUAUAGGAGGAAGAUGCUCCUCCACUCCCCAUAUAGGAGGAAAUCAUGCUUCUACUGCCUCCUCCAAAGAAGGCAGGGAAGGAAAGAGUUCCUCCUCUAUCUCCUCAAGAGAAGAAAAGAGCACCGCCGCUCAAUCCACUGAAGAAGAAAAGAGCUCCUUCUCUGUCUACUCCAAAGAAGGAAAGAGACCUGCCCCUCUGGCCUCCUCAUCAUCCACACCCUGUUUAUCAGCAGAGGAGAACUUCACUGAAGAGCAAAAGAUGCUUUCAAAGAACCUUUUACCUGUACCCAUUGGCAAUAAAAAUGUGACCUUGCCCAGGAUCAAGGGUGGAUCUGGAUCUACCAUCGCCAAGGCGAAAGUUUUGCUUUCAAAAGCAAAGACUUUUGCCAACAAGAAUAAAAAUAAAACACAGGCAAAGAAUCUUGUCAAGAUGCCUGUAAAGAUGCCUGCUAAAUCACCUACAAAGACCUCGAUAAAAGGGACUCUGAAGAAGACCAAGGCUAAAGGAGGGACUACCAAGAUGAAGUUCUUAGUCAGGGUCCCACAAAUUCAACUAGACUAUUCUGCUCCUAUUGCCAAAAAAUCAAAGAAUCCCAUACCAGAUGAAUCAGAAACCCAGGUUCAGGAUUCCCUGGUGCCAGUGAUGACUGGUAGUCAAUCAGGAGGGGAGGCCGUGUACGAGACAAUUGCUGACACACCUACCACACAGGAACCUCAAGUCAAACAUGAUAACAAUGUCAACAUGGACACAAUUCUCAGCGAAGCAUUUGCAGUAUUGGACAGUGCUGAAAAGCAAAUGCUACUUAAAGAAAUGGACCACAAGAAAGCUGAACUUAGAAGGAUGGAUCUUGACAAGAUUGAAGUUAGGGCCCCAGAUGUUAAGGAAUUGGAAAUUGACGAGACAAAGAACAUUGAAAGCGCUCUCAAGGGUGAGGAGUCAAAUUCAGAAAGUAUGGAAAUUACACCUGCGACUCUUGCCAUGAAGUCCAGUGACAAUCCACUUCUAACAAGCAUAGAUGAGUCCAAAUCCACUGCACCGGAGUGUCCCAUACCUCCCCCCAAGGCUGUAGAAUCUACACCCACAGGUUUGGACAUUAGUCACCAGAGCAGUCAGACGUCCGCCAAAAGUUUGCUAAGCACCUCACAAGAGGUAUCCACUGUAGCAGGGUCAGAAACAACCGUGUCGUCAGAAGUUGUCACAAACAAGAAGGCCUCCAAAAAGGUGUGCCAAGACUUGACAGAGUUUGCCAAGUCUGCAUCUGCUGAAACCAAACAAACUGCAGUACAACCUGGAACCACCCAGCAACCAGACACCACCACAGCAGCUUCUCACACAUUCAAACGUUACUUUAGCAAAAAGGGUACAAAGUUGCUGAUGAUUACACAGCUGCCCAAGUGGCCCAAACAGACCUACACAGAGGAGGACCUUAUCAAUCUGCUCAACAAGCAUGGUUACACACACAAGGACUACCUCUACAUCUUGCCACAAAAGCGAAUUCCUUUGGUUGAAGCACAACUGAAGGAGCGGAUGGUUCUUGUGGACAAUGUGGACAAUGCUGAGGACCUUGUGACACAAAUGGCUGAGUUUGUAGGCAUCAGCAGCUACCUGCCUCUAAUGAAUAAGGUCUUUAUCAAGUUUAAGACUGUGGAGGAUGUCGAUCAACUUGGUUAUUUGGUAUGCUGCUCUAGCUACUUUUCCCGCUGCCACUUCAAAAGACUAACAAUACCAUACAGCAGCCCUUCAGCAUCUGGCUCCCAGGGUGCACCUGGUAACGAGGAUGCUGUCACAAAUACAAAUGUGAUCGAGCCAGUUCUGCAAGGGGCCAUCCCACCAUUCUGGAUGCCAAUGAAAAAUUCCCCAUUCUGCUUCCCCACCGCCACUCCUCAGUUCAGCAUCCCAGGUGCCAAGCCAAUGCCGUUUUGCCCUUUCGCCAUUACUUCACAGUUUUGUUGGUUGAAAUGUGAAGAAUUUGUCACAGCCCACGUUAAGAAGCCAUUUUCCGUCAAGGGCUGUGAGCUCACCUUACACAUUGUUGUUGAGGCUGGUAUGUGGGUUAAUACUGAUGAGGAACACUUGUACAGUGACAUGUUGAAAUGGCACAAAAUGGAUGUGAUUAAGCCAUGGACACUCUCAGAAAAGUUGCUCAUCGUGUCACUGAAAUGGAGUAGUGUGGACAUUGUUGCUACGCUCAUGGAGUUUGUAUCUAAUGUCACACCCCUCUUCUACUGCCUGCCAUUGGCCAACAGGGUAUGCUUUGAGUUGCCCAGUCGUGAUGCUGUGCAGCAAACAGUGAUGGCAUACCAAUGCCAGCCAAAUGUCAGAGGCCAGUGCCUCACCACAAAACAGUGUACCUUUUUCAAACUGAAACAAAGGCCUGGAUUUAUGGAUGCGGUCAUAGAUUUUGAAGCUGUAAGAAAUUAUAGGAGACGUUUGCAACGACUAAAAAGUAAGGGUCCAUUCCUGCCGGAGUCUCACCCCUUAAUGGUUGAGAUGACUGCCCAGCCCUCAGCCUUCAUGAAACAAAUUCAGCCUGAUCCAACCCUCCGAUUGGUCAAAGAGGGGUCAAAAGACUCAACACCUGCAUCUGGGUCAGCCAUAGGUUUGAAGUCUCCCUCUGUCAAUGUCAGCAAAGGAAACGCUGUCGUUGCCACUUCCAGCACUGAACCAGCACAGCCUGAGCAGAGGGCAGAAGAGCAGAUUCCUGUGAGUAAGGAGAUGUUUAAGGUUUUGGCAGAGACAGUCCGCCAGCUCAGAUUGGCCAAACAGAGCCAGACCCACAGCCAGAGCCCUGGAGCGAGGGACCAACAAGGGAAGCACUCAGCCAUAAAGAAGGGCGGUGACUCCUCUGAACAGAGCAAAUGCAACCAUGCCCCAUCUGUAGAGAACAAGUAUCCUGGCCAGACCUCCUCAGCAAGAGUCGGAUCUUCCAGAUCCUCUCCUGGUUCCCACAGUAGCAGGAAGGAUACCAGCCCUGCUCCUGCCAAGAGAUCUAGGAUGGAGGAGAACAAGAAGAGAGAGUCCUCAAAACAGAAGAGUACAGACAGAAGCUCCAGUUCUUCAUCCAGCAGCAAACAGAGUGUAAAGGAGUCUGCCAAGGCCUCAAACACCUCCACUUCAAAAAGCAGCUCAGUUUCACACCCCUUGUCUCCAUCAUUCAGUCAGCUGGAAAAGUCCAAGAGCUUCUCUGUAACCACCCAAUCCACUGCCAUUCCCUCAUCCUCCUCCACUUUAUCCACCAGUAAGUCCUCCAACUCUUCUUCCCUAUCUACUGAAAUCCCAUCCUCUCCUACUCAUAAAAAACUACUGAAGAAGACAACCAUUGAUACCUGUGAAUCUCCUACCAAUGUAUCAUCGAUCUUGCAGUCAACAGUGAUAUUUUGUGAGACGAGCUCUUCCAUCAUCACUACUGAAAUGUCAAAUAUAUGUCAGCCAGUUGCAGGUGACACAGGCAAAGUAAAUCAACCCGCUGAGGAUGUGUAUGAAAUGACAGACAAAAAUUAUGAUAAACCUGCUGUUGAAGACCCCGUGUGUGGAGAUGAAACAUGUAAAGAUUAUGUCAAAAUGUUGGACUUCGUUAGUAUGCAUUCUCCAAAGGACAAGGAAGGCAGAAGAACAAGAAAGAUUAAAAGGGAAAAUGAAAGCAUAAUAGCCUCAGCAGUAUCCUCAGAAGAUGCCAACAAAGCCACCAAAGAUAAUAAAGAAAACCAAGAUGACCAGAUCCUAAAGGACGUUCAGACUCUUAAAGUUAAGGAUGGUAAACACCUAGCUGCCAGCCAAGAUGGCGCCAUAGCAGAGCAAGAAACUUUCCAGAUAUUGGAUUCAGUUGAUGGUGAAACCUCAACUAAGGAUGAUGGUGAGAAUCUCUGCCCAGUUCAUACCCAAGUCACUGAAGAACCUACUGGUCAGUUAUUUGAAAAAGAUGAUAGGCAGAUGGCAGAAGACAAAGAGGAUAAAGUCAUGUAUCAAAUAAUUGAUGAUGUGGAAGAUCAGCCAACUUCAGAUCAAUCAAGCCAAGAUGAGAAGGAAAGCAGAACUAAGAAAGGGAAAAGGACUGUGACAUCAGUAAACAAGCAGACCAAAAGGAGCAGCUCUAUUGCUGUGACAUUCAAAAACGAAGAAGAAAAACCGUUUAAGACUGAAAAAAGACCAGCAGGGAAGAACAACAGUGCCAGAGGAGCAGCUGGGAAAGGGGAAAAUCUCGAAGAGUUGAUGGAGGAUGCUGAUUAUCAGAUUGUGGAUCCUGUAGAGGAAGAAGAGUAUGUUGAUAAUGAGCCACCUGCCACAGGAAUGUCUACCAGAAGACAGACGGACAGAACAACAAAGAAGGAUACAAAAAAUGAAAAGACAAAACCAUCCAACAAGGAGGGGACACCAUCAAGGAAGAGCCAUACUCCUGUCAGAGAUCCAGAGGAAGAAAACGGUGGAAAAUCACUUAAGAGAGGCAAGACAACUAAAGUACACAACACACCAAAGAAGAGUUUAACCACUUCAGAAGUAACUGAAAACCUGGGUGAGCAGGGAGAUGCCUAUCAGAUACUAGAUUCUGUGGGUGAUGAGCCAAACAGUGGAGAUAUUGCCACUUUAGAACCAUCUGAGGGAAGAGAAGAGGACAGUGCUAGUAUGGUAGAGGACAAAUCGACUAAACUGGACAAACAAACAACGAUUGAGACUCUUUCUGGCGUGUCUGGAAAAGAGGUUGGUGAGGAAGAGGAAGAGGUCACCUAUGAAAUACUGGAUUCUGUGGCAGAUGAACCAUUAAAAGCUGGACCAAUGUUCACAAGAGGGUCUGAAGGAAGAAAGGACAGAAAGAGAAGGCUCAAAAUGCCUACAAAAAGCGACAUGCUCCCUGAAGCAUCUGAAAAAGAGGUAAGCAAAGAAGAGGAAGAACCCAUGUAUCAGAUAUUAGAUGCUGUGGAGGAGGAGAUGGUACAUACUGACCCAACCUCAAUAGAGGGUCCCAGCCGAGGACGGAGGAAAGGAACACAAAAGAGGGAGGCCAAAACAGAGGUCAAACUGACCAGGAAGACCCGCAGCAAUGCCGCACUACUCGAAAAUAACACAGAAGUUAAAACUAACAAAGAAGAGAAGACCAUGGACACGGGAGAUGCCGAAGUGACAAUAGCAAGCGCCCCGGUGAAUCUGGAUGCGGUGACUGAUGAAGGGAAAGAUUAUCUGGAUGACACAGUUGAGGAGGAGGAGCUGAGGAAGAGGCAAGCUGCCAUACAAGAUAAACAGCAGUCCAAGGAGAGAGAGAGGGAGACGAGCAGAGGAGGGGAGGGAAGAUGGAACAGGGGGAAGGCAAGAAAUAUGGAGGAGAAGGAGGUGUUGGUGACUUUGGAUGACGUGGGGGCAGACGAGCCUGGAGAUGGGGAUGAUGAGGAAGGAGUGGAGAGGAGCAGAAGACAGGACGCAGGAAUUAGUGAGGGGGAGCUGCAGGCGCUGGUUACACUGGAUGAGAUUGUGGGAGAAGAGGAAAAGGUGGAGCCAAGCCCCCCGGAGGCCUACCUACCCAACCAGGAGAACGAGUCGGGAGGCACCAUUAACCCUGAGACUCUGCUGACGUCAGACAAGACAGUUGGAGAGGAAGAAGAGGAAAUAGAGGAAGAGCAGACAACCUCAAAAGCCGCUAAACGCAGGUUAAGGAAGGAUGAGAAAGAAGAGAAGAUUAACUUUGUGAUGGUAGACAAGGUCAGAGAGGAGGAGGAGGUGGUAACAGCCAGGACGAGAGGCAGGCCCAAGAAGAGAGCCAGAAUGGCCCCUGUGAGAAAAUCCACUAGAGUAAAGCAAGGGAGCGGAAAAGGGGUGCAGGAAGAUGAGAAUAUACCUUCUGAAACUGCCUCUUCCACUAAAGACUUUGCCCCUCCCACUACCCAGAAUACCUCCUCCUCAUUGGACGAUGGCGUGCCUACAGAUAUUAGUAAACAAUGGUGGGAGUCUGCAGGACUGCAGGUGAAGCGAUCUCACUCUCAAUCUCCCACUGUCCCUGCUGACGUUAAACUGCCCCCCUUCAAACCCAACAACCCUGUCGGUCUGGAGUUUGUGGUUCCUAAGACGGGGUUUUUCUGUCACCUUUGUUCAACCUUUUAUGAUGAUGAGAGCACAGCAAAAGACCUCCACUGCAGCAGCCAAGAACACUACCAAAACAUGGAGAAAUAUUACCAGAGGCUUCAGCAACAAUUAUGAAGAAGCUCGAUGGGAAGUUCCUCUCAAGGCUCCACCGCCGACUGACGGCUUAUGUCGUUGAGUCUCAUUUAGAUUAUUUUUAUUCAUUAGAAAAUAUGAAAAACACCACAAGACUUGGCACGAAGGUUACUAUCGUUAACUAAAACUAACGAAACAACAAAAACUAGGUGUUGAAAAAACUUUUUUUUCAACUAAAAACUUAAAAAGGGGCUUUACAAAAACGGAUAACUUAAACUGUAUUGUGUUCACAAAACUGAAUAAAC